GUGGCCGUGUACUCGACAACGAGAGGGUCAAUGCAGGCGUUGAUAACCACGACAGCUUCACCCAUGUGGCGGAUCACAGAUACAGCAGACAUCCCAGUCUCCUUUUAUCCGUCCCACGUGCCUUCAGCCAGCGACGUAGAAAAGUACAAGAUCAAGGAAAACUUGGUCAAGGAUAUCGGUUCGAAGUGGAAGAUUGCCGUUGGUGGGAGCUACUACUUCAAUGGCAAAGCUGCACAGAAGUAUGCGUCGCUUUGCCUG
Molecule: messenger RNA, 258 nt
Organism: Phytophthora sojae
Lineage: Eukaryota; Oomycota; Peronosporomycetes; Peronosporales; Peronosporaceae
Exons: 1
Source: RefSeq, a predicted model, not a curated record